AACACCACUUAUGCUAUGCCUGUACGUCAAAAAGAGAAAUCGACAGAAGUGAUCUCUCUUUUCCCAGAUUUUACAUGUUAAGAAAUAACAGUAUCGUGAGAUUUUGAUAACAAAACGUAAAAAUUUGUCGAAAAUGAUUAAAUUGUUUUCGUUAAAGCAACAGAAAAAGGACGGGGAGGUCACUCCUCGAUCGGGAAAUCAAAAAAAGCCCUCCGCAGCUCAGUUAAGAAUUAUGAAAGAUAUAAACGAGUUAAAUUUACCUAAAACAUGCACCACAGAGUUUCCAGAUCCCGAUGACUUGCUAAAUUUUAAGUUAGUAAUAUGCCCUGAUGAGGGUUUUUAUAGGACAGGUAGGUUCGUUUUUAGUUUCAGAGUGGGUCCGAGUUACCCCCAUGAGCCUCCAAAAGUGAAAUGUGAGACCCAGAUCUAUCACCCAAACAUUGAUUUACAGGGGAAUGUAUGUUUGAACAUUCUAAGAGAAGACUGGAAGCCUGUGCUUACCAUAAACAGUAUUGUCUAUGGUUUACAGUACUUAUUCUUGGAACCCAACCCUGAAGAUCCAUUAAAUAAAGAAGCUGCUGAAGUUUUAACCAACAAUCGAAGAGUUUUUGAACAAAAUGUGCAAAAAGCAAUGAGAGGUGGAUAUGUUGGCGGUGUUUGCUUUGAAAGGUGCUUAAAGUGAUGUAUU
Cylas formicarius (sweet potato weevil) is the source of this 688-nucleotide messenger RNA. RefSeq names its product NEDD8-conjugating enzyme Ubc12 (gene UbcE2M). The transcript has 3 exons. NCBI's taxonomy places the organism in Eukaryota, Metazoa, Arthropoda, Insecta, Coleoptera, Brentidae. The record is from RefSeq and is a predicted model, not a curated record. The coding region runs from base 134 to 682 and encodes 182 amino acids.